Messenger RNA from Macrobrachium nipponense, 4845 nucleotides. RefSeq names its product ankyrin-3-like. The coding region runs from base 1 to 2439 and encodes 812 amino acids. NCBI's taxonomy places the organism in Eukaryota, Metazoa, Arthropoda, Malacostraca, Decapoda, Palaemonidae. The record is from RefSeq and is a predicted model, not a curated record. Gene Ontology annotation, molecular function: protein binding. The transcript is spliced from 12 exons.
AUGCCGAGCGAAGAGCCCAGAAAAUGCCCAGUGAGUGACGAGUCCAACAAAAAGGUUGUAGUCGAGCUUAAGUGGCUUGAGAGUGAGGGUAACGCCAGCAGGAAUGCUCCGUGGAGCCGCAGGCGUGUGCCAUCAAGGCCUCUCUCACUCUCGCCGAGGUUGAUAAGGACCGACAGAAAAAUCAAAACUGGCUCAACAAGAAGUGUGACGCCAAUGAAAGACAAUGACCUGUCCAGUUCAGCUGAUCUGUUGGGAGGUAAGACACUGGGUACACAUUCAGCACAGAGAUCAACUAGAGAAAAUGGUUAUGCAUUUGAGGACACGAAGCCUUUGAGUAGGACGUUAACAAGAUCUGCAACACCGUUUGAUACCACAUCAAGAAGUUUCAUGCCUGUUAAUAUUCCUCAGGGAGCUCUCCCUCUGUCAAGAAACCUUGACUUGCCAGAGAUAACAGAAGAACAGGAUAAAGUUCCUAGCAUUGUAGAAGAAAUGGACCUUCUGACGACAUACCAUGGAGCAGCGUCUUCUGCUCGUUGCUCACUGACGACGUCCCAGAAGUUACAGUCGAAAGAAAAGAUCGGAGAAGAGGUCAUUGCUAUGCAUUGCGAACUAAGAACUGACUCCGAAUAUUACAGGAAAAAGAUGAGAGCCGCAGGUCUGCACGAAGCUGUACUCCUGGGGGAUCUUAAAACGAUGGAAUCCAUCUUAGAGGAGACAGAUACUGACGUGAAUGUGACCGAUGGAAUGGACAGAACAGCUCUACACUUGGCGGCCGACAGAGGUCAUAAGGACAUCGUUGUGAUGCUCAUUGCAAAAGGGUGCCAAGUGAACUCGCCUGAUGUGGAGGGUCGGACGCCACUGCACUUUGCGGUUGAAAGCGGAGAUCUGGACGUAGUCUUGGCCCUUAUGACUGCAGGAGCUGAAGUCGAUGUUGUGGAGAAGAGGCGAGGAAGGACCCCCAUUCACCUGGCCAUCGUUGGCAAUAAUCUCGACAUACUGAAGGUCCUGUUACAGCCGCUCGUAGAUGAUCCACAGCUGGGAGACAGGUUAUUGAAAUUAACCGAAAAGGACGGAAGAACUCUCCUACAUAUGGCGGCUCAUCACGGCAUCCUGGAGGCGACAUACAUGCUGAUCAGCGCAGGCGCAGAGGUCAACACCAAAGACGCGUCUGGAAAUACGCCUAUGCACGCAGUCAUCCUCACUAGGCUGCGUAGAAAAGAUAGAAUCUGCUCAAAAGUGUUGGAGGUCCUCCUGGAAUCCGGCGGAGACGUCGAGGGCGGAAGCGAAGGAGAAAAUACCGGCGAAGCUGGGACUCUCCUUCAUGCAGCUGCAUUUGCAGGAUGUCUGGACUGCGUGAGGGUUCUUCUCAAACGUUCUGCCAAAUUAGAAACGAAGAAUUUCUACGGCAAAACGCCCUUGCAAAUCGCCAUAGAAGAAAACCACGUGGACAUCGUGUCGUUCCUAGUAGACAACAACGCCUGCAUGGAAACCACGGAUUCGAGGGGUCAGCGGCCUCUCCAUUACGCCAUCAUGUCAGAUUCCCCUGUGCUAGUCGAAGAGAUCCUUCGUUCUGGGGCAGACAGGAACGCCAGGGAUAAGGACGGAAACACCUACUUCCAGUUCGCCGUGAUCAAGAGGCGCUACCAGGCCCUGGAUGCUCUGGUCAAGGAGAAAGUGGUAGAUGUUGGAGAAGAGCAACAGGCAAUUCAUUACUGCGCCUCGGUUGGGGAUCAGGCUGCGAUUGAUGUCCUUCUGGACAAUGCCUUCAACAUCAACGCCACCGACGCCAAAGGACGCACCGCCCUGCACCUGGCGAUCAGCAGCGGCCACGAGAGCCUGGUCCUGCACCUCUUGGCGAACGGCGGAAGCGCUCGACGAGCGGACGACAACGGCGCCACGCCCCUCCACUACGCUGUCAGGUGGGGAGGCUCGGACGCCCUUCUCAGGCGCCUCCUGAAGCAGAAGGGUAACGUCAAUGAGGUCGACAGGCUUGGCAGGACACCUCUCCAUUACGCAGCCAGCAAGAGCUCUAUCAUGUCGGACAUGUACAUCCUGAUCAACAACGGAGCCCAGAUCAACGUGCGAGACGACAGGGGCCUGACGCCCCUCCACUUGGCGGCGCGCCUGGGGAACGAGUCCCUGGUGCGGAUCCUGCUGGACAACGACGCCCGUCACGACCUCCCGGACUGCGACCAGUUCCUGCCCGUCGACCACGCCAGGGAGAACGGCCACAAGUGCAUCAUCAAGCGCCUGGAGGCGUACCACAUCAAGAAGGAGAGAGACAAGGAGGCGCGCCUCAAGUUCUACGUCCCGAAGAAGGAGGAGGAGGAGGAGGAGGUUCCGGAUGUGAUGGACUUGCAGAACACGAAGCAGGUCAUGGGUCUCAAGGACGAGGAGCAGGUGGUGGUAUUUGGAGGAGGAGGAGAAGAAGAGACAUGACCCAGUCUCCCUUCGCUCGAGUUUUUCAUGAUUUUAAAAAUUUUUUAUCGUUAGAAUCGAUCGAUACUACUUACAGGCACUCUUAGAAAAGAAAAAUCUCUAAUUUCUGCAUUUUGGUUUAUGUGAUGGAGAUGAUGGGUGAGACAGUAAUGAGGAAAGGUUUGAAUAAUUACUUAGCGUCCAAGUUCUUCAGAUAGAGCAGUUAAGGGGCUUGAUAAACUCUAUGAACAAAGGUAGGUGAUACGACACAAAUGGCUGAAAACAGAGAUGUUAAUCAACUAGAUUCUACUAGGAGGUCCUUAUGAAUAAAUACAGAUAAAUUUCUUCAUGAGCAAGUCAAAUAUUCUAGGCUCCUUUUCCUGAUAGGAUUGUUUUAGCACUAUCCAAAAUACUGGGAGAAUUCAUGUAAAUUGCAAAAGAUCUGUAAUUUUUAAAUGAAAAAUGUACGUCUUAUGAAGCAAACCGCGAUUUAGUAUGCUGAAGCCUUAUCACUUAGACCGGGAGUGCAAAAAAAAAAAAAAAAAAACAAAAAAAAAAAAAAAAAAAAAAAAAAAAAAAAAAAAAAAAAAGGUCUAGUUUGCACUUCAUUGAAACCUCAAUUAUGCCCAAGUAAUCGUUAUUUUAAAGAUGGAAAUAUGGCACCAACUACAGAUAGAAACAAGAAUCUGUACAAUUAUCUUACAGUGAUGCUAUUCAGAACGGUUCUUAGCUAUUUGGCCUUAGAAGCCUAUUGCCAAUACUUACCAGAACUUGAAGAGUACUGUCUCAAAUUCAUUAAUUAUGACAAUAUUAUCUAAUAAAAUAAUCCUUCUAAUUCACGUUUCAGAACGAUACAAAGCACGACUUUUUCAUAAAUUUAAAAAUAAAUGAAUAAAACAGUCGUGCUUUUCUAUCCUUCUGGAACGUGAAUUAAAACGAUUUUUCUAUUCGAAACCUGUCAAAGAAAAUAUUCGUAAAGACGCUAAAGCUGGCAAUGAUGGGAAUCUAUUUUUUAUAGUUAAGAAAAGAGAAACAUGAAACCAUAACAAUUAAAAAUGCUACCUGUAAUGACUAAUUUUAACUGCUUAACUUUCACUCGUUCUAUAUAAUGUAGUUUUUUGUCAUUCUUUUAUAACUGCACUGUGUCCAUUGCAUAAAAGAUUUGUUCAUGUGAGUCUUAUAACGUACGAGUCCUGCUUAAGGUUGGAGAGUCUGUGAUAAUUUUUUGGUUUAAUCAGUUUUAUAACAUUUUCCCUUACUCGGGGAGUAAGCUUGCAAACUACUUUGUUGUUGUUGUUGGGUGGGGGAGGGGGUUGGUAGAAAGCCGUAUGGAAAAGCCUAAAAAGGUCUGAAAGACUUGCUUAGCGUUGAGGUAAAGAUACAGGAAUUUUAAGAUAGGAUAUUUAAGAUUUAUUUAUUAGAAUGAAAAUGUAUAGAAUAAAUAAUGUGCAUGUUAAACAGUACAGAACAAUUAUUUCCGAUUAAACAUAGCCUAUUUAUUUUAAUUUUCGUUGGUGAAACGACGCGAUAUUUGACCUUAGAUUUUAGCAUGUCCCCCGAGUAAGCUGCUUGCCUUCAAUGUUCUUUUAGCAUAUUGAAUCUUAUUAUGUCUUGAUAAGAGUAGAUUCAACUAACUCUUACGUAACAUUUCUUCACCUGGGAAUCUACUUACAGAAAAAGCUCAGUUUGACGAGCUGGUGAUUUUGUUAUGAGUUCCUGGUGAUCUUUUUUUAAAUAUGAUUCCACAAUCGAAGUAAAUUGUACGACCAAUUACCACUCAUCUUUCGUCCUCUCAAAACUAUGCUCUGUUUUUUUCCAUCUGUCCAUCCGGCUGUGGUGUAUGCAUAUGGUAACACUGUGUCCCGGGCUUAAGAUAGUUACAUUCAGCUUACAUUCAACAAUAGUAAUAAUAUCCUAUUUCGAAUAUUAAUGGUGUAAUUAGCAUACAGUAAUUUAUUAAAACACUUUUCAGUUGCAAAUGUACACCCAGAUAUCCUUUUAAUUACCUAAAACUUACACAUAGCAUAACUAUUUAAAGCCCAGGACGCAGUGUUACCAUGCAAAAACACCACAGGCGGGUGGACAGAUGGAAAAAAAAAACAGAGUAUAGAAAUUAGGUAGAUUUCACUACCGCUCUUUUCUUAGCCAUUUGAAUUUAAGCUCUGUUUUACUAUUUCGUGUAUUGUGGAUGGCAUAAAUUCAUAAGGAAAUCUGUAGAAUGUAUGAUCGCUUUUGACAUUGUAGCAUCAACUAAAGAUAUAGGAUGUAACACAGCUUGAGUUAUACUUUCUUUUAAAAUGGUAAAUAACUAGUGCUCGGUGAGCUAAAGAUCAUUAUGGCGAGGUGAUGAAUUCUUACAACGAAGCUAUUUGAAGAUAUUUGUAACAGUGAAGUGUAUUUUACAAUUUUAAUAAAAUUGCUUGAAAA